Messenger RNA from Passer domesticus (house sparrow), 5571 nucleotides. It is a transcript of the gene SUPT16H, whose product is annotated as SPT16 homolog, facilitates chromatin remodeling subunit. The record is from RefSeq and is a predicted model, not a curated record. NCBI's taxonomy places the organism in Eukaryota, Metazoa, Chordata, Aves, Passeriformes, Passeridae. Gene Ontology annotation, biological process: transcription elongation by RNA polymerase II. Gene Ontology annotation, molecular function: nucleosome binding. Gene Ontology annotation, cellular component: FACT complex.
GAAGCGGAAGUUCCCCUCAGAGCCUCGCUUCCUGGGGGGGGGGGGAAGGACGCCGCGGCGCGGGAGGAGGAGGAGGAGGAGGCGGCGGCGGCGUCGGAGGCUCGCCGGAGUCCCGGCAAAAAGCGGGGCGCAUCCCGGAGGAGCCCGAGGGUCCCCGGAGGGGGCCGCUGGGCCCCGCCGAUGGCGCUGAGCCUGGACCGCGAGGCCUUCUCGCGGCGGCUGCGGCGGCUCUACGCCAGCUGGCAGAAAGGGGAGGAUGAGUUCGGGGGCGUCGACGCCAUCGUGGUGGCCGUGGGGGUGGACGAGGAGAUCGUCUACGCCAAAUCCACGGCGCUGCAGACAUGGCUCUUUGGCUACGAGCUGACCGACACGGUGAUGCUGUUCUGCGAGGAGCGCGCUCUCUUCCUGGCCAGCCGCAAGAAGGUCGAGUUCCUCAAGCAGGUGGCCCAGGGCAAGGGCAACGAGGGGGCCACCAACGGGCUGCCGGCCAUCACCCUGCUGGUCCGCGAGAAGAACGAGAGCAACAAGGCGAACUUUGAGAAGCUGCUGGAGGCGCUGCGGGGCAGCCGGGCCGGGCGGCGCCUCGGCGUCUUCGCCAAGGACAAGUUCCCCGGCGACUUCAUGAAGAGCUGGAACGACGCCCUCAGCAAGGAGGGCUUCGAGAAGGUGGACGUGAGCGCGGCGGUGGCGCAGGCCAUGGCGGCCAAGGAGGAGGGGGAGCUGCAGCUGAUGCGCAAGGCGGCCGCCAUCACCUCCGAGGUCUUCACCAAGUUCUUCAAGGAGCGCGUCAUGGAGAUCGUCGACGCCGACGAGAAGGUGCGCCACAGCAAGCUGGCCGAGGCGGUGGAGAAAGCCAUCGAGGAGAAGAAAUACCUGGCUGGGGCCGACCCCUCGGCCGUGGAGAUGUGCUACCCGCCCAUCAUCCAGAGCGGCGGCAACUACAACCUCAAGUUCAGCGUCGUCAGCGACAAGUCCCACAUGCACUUCGGGGCCAUCACCUGCUCCAUGGGCAUCCGCUACAAGUCCUACUGCUCCAACCUGGUGCGGACGCUGAUGGUGGAUCCGUCGCAGGACAUGCAGGAGCACUACGGCUUCCUGCUGACCCUGCAGGACGUGCUGCUGAGGGAGCUGCGGCACGGCGCCCGUCUGUGCGACGUCUACGCGGCCGUGAUGGACGUGGUCAAGAAGCAGCGGCCGGAGCUGCUGGGCAAGGUCACCAAGAAUUUGGGCUUUGCCAUGGGCAUCGAGUUCCGCGAGGGCUCCCUGGUCAUCAACAGCAAGAACCAGCAGCGCCUCAAGAAGGGGAUGGUGUUCAGCGUCAACGUGGGCCUCUCGGACCUGCCCAACCGCGAGGCCAAGCGGCCGGAGGAGCGCAGCUACGCGCUCUUCCUGGGCGACACCGUCAUGGUGGACGAGGAGGGCCCGGCCGUGGUGCUGACGGCCGUCAAGAAGAAGGUGAAGAACGUCGGGAUCUUCCUCAAGAACGAGGACGAGGACGAGGAGGAGCCGGACAAGGACGCGGCCGAAGAUCUGCUGGGGAGGAGCUCCCGGGCUGCCCUGCUCACCGAGAGGACACGGAACGAGCUGACGGCCGAGGAGAAGCGCCGCGCCCACCAGAAGGAGCUGGCCACGCAGCUGAACGAGGACGCGCGGCGGCGCCUGACGGAGCAGCGCGGCGAGCAGCAGACCCAAAAGGCGCGCAAGUCCAACGUGUCGUACAAGAGCGCGGCGCUGCUGCCCAAGGAGCCGCACGUGCGCGAGAUGAAGAUCUACAUCGACAAGAAGUACGAGAGCGUCAUCAUGCCCGUCUUCGGCAUCGCCACGCCCUUCCACAUCGCCACCAUCAAGAACAUCAGCAUGUCCGUGGAGGGCGACUACACCUACCUGCGCAUCAACUUCUUCUGCCCGGGCAGCGCCCUGGGCCGCAACGAGGGCAACAUCUUCCCCAACCCCGAGGCCACCUUCGUCAAGGAGAUCACCUACCGGGCGUCCAACCUGAAGCCGCCGGGUGAGUCGACGGUGCCGGCGUCGAACCUGCAGAACGCCUUCCGCAUCAUCAAGGAGGUGCAGAAGCGCUACAAGACGCGCGAGGCCGAGGAGAAGGAGAAGGAGGGCAUCGUCAAGCAGGACUCGCUGGUGAUCAACCUGAACCGCAGCAACCCCAAGCUGAAGGACCUCUACAUCCGGCCCAACAUCGCCCAGAAGCGCAUGCAGGGCGCGCUCGAGGCGCACGUCAACGGGUUCCGCUUCACGUCGGUGCGCGGCGACAAGGUGGACAUCCUGUACAACAACAUCAAGCACGCCGUGUUCCAGCCCUGCGACGGCGAGAUGAUCAUCGUGCUGCACUUCCACCUCAAGAACGCCAUCAUGUUCGGCAAGAAGCGGCACACGGACGUGCAGUUCUACACCGAGGUGGGCGAGAUCACCACGGACCUGGGCAAGCACCAGCACAUGCACGACCGCGACGACCUCUACGCCGAGCAGAUGGAGCGGGAGAUGCGGCACAAGCUGAAGACGGCCUUCAAGAACUUCAUCGAGAAGGUCGAGGCGCUGACCAAGGAGGAGCUCGAGUUCGAGGUGCCCUUCCGGGAGCUGGGGUUCAACGGCGCCCCCUACCGCAGCACGUGCCUCCUGCAGCCCACCAGCAGCGCCCUCGUCAACUGCACCGAGUGGCCCCCGUUCGUGGUGACCCUGGACGAGGUGGAGCUGAUCCACUUUGAGCGCGUGCAGUUCCACCUGAAGAACUUCGACCUGGUCAUCGUCUACAAGGACUACGCGCGCAAGGUGACCAUGAUCAACGCCAUCCCCGUGGCCUCGCUGGACCCCAUCAAGGAGUGGCUCAAUUCCUGUGACCUGAAGUACACGGAGGGCGUGCAGUCGCUGAACUGGACCAAGAUCAUGAAGACGAUCGUGGACGACCCCGAGGGCUUCUUCGAGCAGGGCGGGUGGAGCUUCCUGGAGCCCGAGGGAGAGGGCUCGGAGGCGGAGCCGGGCGAGUCGGAGUCGGAGCUGGAGGACGAGACCUUCAACCCCUCGAGAGGAGACGAGGAGGAGGAGGAGGACAGCGACGAAGAUUACUCCUCCGAGGCCGAGGAGUCCGAAUACUCCAAGGACUCUGGCAGCGAGGAGGAGAGCGGCAAGGACUGGGACGAGCUGGAGGAGGAGGCGCGGAAAGCCGACCGCGAGAGCCAGUACGAGGAGGAGGAGGAGCGGGGGCGGGGCCGGAAGCGGAAGGGCCCCCCCGGGCGGGGCCGGCCCCACCCCCCCCAAGCGGAAGCGGAAGUGACGUCACGGCCCCGGAACCGCCCGGAUUCACCCCAAAAACGGCCGGGGGGAGGGGGGGGGGAGGGGAGGGGAGUUUGGGGGGAGAAAGUGGGAUUUGGGGAACGAACCCCAAAUUUGGGGCACAAAUCCCAAAUUUGGGGGAAAUGAACCCAGAAUUCCGAGAAAAUCCCAAAUUUGGGGGAAAAAAAAAAAACAAAUUUAGGGGAAAACCCCAAAGUUUAAGGGAAAAAUCCCAAAUCGGGGGGAAAAAAACCCAAAAUUUGGGGAAACAAACCCGAAAUUUAAGGGAAAAAUCCCAAACUCUGGAGGAAUAAACCCAAAAUUUAAGGGAAAAAAUUCCAAAUUCUGGGGCGAAAAUCCCAAAUUUGGGGGAAAUAAACUCAAAUUCUGGGGAAAUAGACCCAAAAUUUAAUGGAAAAAUCCCAAAUUUCAGGGAAAUAAACCCAAAAUUCUGGGGGUAAAACCCCAAAAUUUAAGGGAAAAAUCCCAAAUUUGGGGGAAAUAAACCCAAAAUUUGGGAAAUAACCCCAAAAUUCUGAGGGGAAAAAUCCAGAUUCUGGGGGGAAAAUCCCAAAAUUUGGGGGAAAUAACUGAAAUUUGGGGAAUAAACCCAAACUUUAAGGGGAAAAUCCCGAAUUUGUGGGAAAUAAACCCAAAAUUUUGGAAUUAAACCUGAAUUUGGGGAAUAACCCAAAAAUGGGGAAAUAACCCCAAAAUUUGGGAAAUAAACCUGAAAUUUAGGGGAAGGGAAAAUCCCAAAUUUGGGGGAAAUAAACCCAAAAUUUUGGAAUUAAACCCAAAUUUGGGGUAAUAAAGCCUGAAAUUGGGGGGAAAAAUCCCAAAUUUCAGGAAAAUAAACCCAAAUUUCUGGGGAAAAAUCCCAAACUUGGGAGAAAUAAACCCAAAAUUUGGGAAAUAAACCCGAAAUUCUGAGAAAAAAACCCCAAAUUUGGGAGAAAUAAACCCAAAAUUUGGGGUAUAAACCCAAAAUUUAGGGGGGAAAACCCAAUUUUGGGUGAAAAAAACCCAAUUUUGGGUGAAAAAAAACCCAAAUUUUGGGAAUUCUGCUCCCUUUGGGGAUUUGCUCCAAUUUCCCCCGAAUUUCCCCCAAAUUUGCGAAGUUUGGGGGAUCCCAGUGGGAAUUUUGGGGCUGGUUUUUCCUUUUUUGGGGUUUUUUGGGGUCUAUUUAGAAUUUUUUGGGUCUUUUUUGGUUUUUUGGAGUUUUUUAGGUAUUUUUGGGUCAAAAUUGGGGAUUUUUGGGUGGGAUUUUGGGGUCAUUUCUUGGGAUUUUGGGAUUUCCCCGUGGAUUUUCAGGUUGAUUUCCCAGGAUUUUGGGAUUUCCCUGCAGAUUUUGGGUUCAUUUCCCCGGAUUUGGGGUUUUUAUGUGGAUUUUUGGGUUCAUUUCCCACAAUUUGGGAUUUUUGGGUUCAUUUCCCCAGAUUUUGGGAUUUUUGAUUUCCCCAAAUUCUGGGUUUUUCUCUUGGAUUUUUGGGUUCUUUUCUCGGGAUUUUGAGAUUUUUGAGUUCAUUUCCCCAGAUUUUGGGGUUUUUUAGUUCAUUUCCCUGAAUUUUGGGUUUCCCCUUGAAUUUUUGGUUUCAUUUCCAGGAUUUUGGGAUUUUCCUGCAGAUUUUUGGGUUCAUUUCCCGGGAUUUUGAGAUUUUUGAGUUCAUUUCCCCGGAUUUUGGGUUUUCCCAUGAAUUUUGGGUUCAUUUCCCAGGAUUUUGGGAUUUUUGGGUUCAUUUCCAGGAUUUUGGUUUUUCCCCUUGAAUUUUGCGUUCAUUUCCAGGAUUUUGGGAUUUUCCUGCAGAUUUUGGGUUUUCCUGCAGAUUUUUGGGUUCAUUUCCCCAGAUUUUGGGGUUUUCCCAUGAAUUUUUUGGGGCAUUCCCCAGGAUUUUGGGAUUUCCCUUUGACUUUUGGUUCAUUUCCAGAAUUUUGGGAUUUUUGGGUUCAUUUCCCCGGAUUUUGGGAUUUCCCUUUGACUUUUGCGUUCAUUUCCCCGGAUUUUGGGAAUUCCCGUUGACUUUUGGGUUCAUUUCCCCAGAUUUUGGGAUUUUUGGGUUCAUUCCCAGGAUUUUGGGGUUCCUGCCCCACUCCCGACCUCUCCCCCCGGAUCUCCCCAAUUCCCCCAAAUUCCCCCGAAUUUCCCUUUUUUUGUCGUUGCUUUCUGUAUUUAUGGGGGGCUCCCCCUUUUUGGGGGGAUUUCCCCCGAUUUUGGGGCUUCCCCCCCCGGGCCGGGGCCUCCCCUCCCCCUUUUCCAAACGUUCAAUAAAAAUCUCGUUUUUUUAA